Molecule: messenger RNA, 2580 nt
Organism: Punctularia strigosozonata HHB-11173 SS5
Lineage: Eukaryota; Fungi; Basidiomycota; Agaricomycetes; Corticiales; Punctulariaceae
Product: SIR2-domain-containing protein
Exons: 18
Coding region: 37-1365 (442 amino acids)
Molecular function (GO): NAD+ binding
Source: RefSeq, a predicted model, not a curated record
GCGCAGAAUUCAUGGACCAAGCAAGAAACGCGACACAUGAUCCACCAGUUGAAGGAAAAGGGGAUGAGUUGGUGGAUAAAAGAGUAUGUUCUGAAGCGGGCUAUACCAAUCCCCAAGUUGCUUUAUGCCUUCGACAUCGUCCUGUGUCGGGAGCUUCGCGACAAGCGCCCAAAGACCCUCUUGUUCUUCCUCAAAGUGGCCUUGUCGAGGCAACUAAGUCGACGGGACAAACUUCCUGCCUACAACACAGUUGAUGAUGCCGUCAACUUGCUGCGUAACUCCAAGCGAAUUAUCAUUCUCACUGGUGCCGGGAUCAGUGUAUCUUGUGGGAUCCCGGAUUUUCGCUCGGAGAACGGACUUUACGCGAUGCUGAAGCAGCGUGGCGAAUACGACCUCGAUGAUCCUCAACAGAUCCAGAUAUAUCCCUCAAACUUCACGCCCUCGCCGUGUCACCAUUUCAUCAAGUUUAUAGAAGACCGGGGACAGCUUCUACGCAACUAUACGCAAAACAUCGACACCCUGGAAACUUUAGCAGGCGUGAAGAACGUCCUCCAGUGCCACGGUUCGUUCGCGAGUGCCUCAUGCAUCGAAUGUCGUACCCGCGUGCCCGGUAAAGACAUUGAAGACGACAUCCUGCGCCAGCGCAUCCCGCUGUGCAAAGUAUGCCAGGCAAACGCAGCACAAGCAAGGGCCGCCGUGGCCGCCGCCAAGAAGCAAGAGCAGUCAAAGAAGAAGAGGAGGAAAAGCGGCAAUCCGUGGGAUGGAGACCACAGCGAGGAUGAAGAUGAGAAAGGGAUCCCGAAGGUCGGGGUGAUGAAGCCGGAUAUCACGUUCUUCGGAGAGAAACUCGACGACAGAUUCGACCGGUGUCUGGAAAUGGAUAGGGAGAAGGUCGAUCUUCUGAUUGUCAUCGGGACCAGCCUGAAGGUUGCGCCUGUGGCGGAUAUGAUCCUGCACAUCCCGCAUUCCGUUCCACAGAUCCUGAUCAACAAGACGCCCGUCAAACACAUCAACCCUGACAUCGUACUCCUCGGUAAUGCAGAUGACGUGGUUGUUCAUCUGUGCGAGAGACUUGGAUGGGAGCUGCCUCGCGCGAAGACAAGACCAGAAGCGACACGUGAAGGUCUGCGAAAGAGGCCAUCUGUGGAGACGGGAAAGCCCCCACCACAACCACCCCGAAGAGUUGGCAAUAGCCAUGUCUGGCUCUUUGAAGGCGCGGAAGGUGGUAAUUGGCUCGAGACGCUGGAGAUUGACUCAAGGGAACCGAGCGUCUUCGGUGAUUCCCCGUUGUCCCAGGCUGACGAAGAUGAAGAGCAGGUCGAUUCCCAUAACGACCGAGGUGCCAAGAGGGCAAGGGUUAUUUAGCGUACAGCGAUGUCUGGAGUGAUCUAGCGGCGGAGGCGGAGACGAAUUGCGUUUUUGGAGGCGCGGGAAUGCGGGUCCAGGUAAUCUUCAUAAAACCCUGCAACAAAUUCUUCCGCCUUGAAUCCAAACCGAUUGUAGAGCAGCAUAGCUGAAUUGCUAGCGGAGACAUGCAGGGUGAUGUCACGUCCAGGAACGAGGGACGCGAGAUGGUAAAGCAUGUUGGUCGCAAUACGUGCGUUUUCCCAACCAGCUCGUACAGCGAGGUAUGUUAUGUACGUUUCAACAGGAGAACUGAGCAGAGCGACGCCAACCACCAGUGAUUUGUAGGCGGCCACGAUCGUGGAGCGCUCCGGAACGUAGGUAAGAGAGUCGCUGACUGAGCGGAGAUCAGAAUUGUGGAGCACUAAUACACAGACCCAAGACAUUGACCAUCAAUCCCAACCCAGAAUGUACGCCUGAGGAUGUCGUGGAUCUGAGGGAGAUGAGAUGCCUGGAGAGUAACAUAAUGGAUAGGGGCAAUCGCCUCAUAUAUGUGUUCACGUUGGGGGUGAGCUAAUUUGUAAUGUUCUCUGACAUCGUCCAUGAGCUCCAUCCACGGACUGGAUGCGUUCCAAUCGAUAGCUACGACCUGCGACUGGGCGGAACAUGGGUCUGCUUGCACGCCGUGCAAUCUAGAAAGGAAGGAGCUUCGAAAGGGUGUGGUGCGAACGCCGUUGAGCGCGUUGAGAAUUUCGGGGUUGACUACUGGCGCAGAGACGGGCGGUGGAAGGGGAGAUAUAGUAAACGGUGCUACCAGCUUCGGUUUCGCCGGUAUCUCAUGUCUCCGCCGUUGCUGCUCGGAUCUGAGCUUUCGAACGAUUAGGGAACGAAUGGGUGGGACGGGAGCGACGCCUCCACUUGAGGCCGCAAAAGUCGCCCUCUCAUAGCGGGUCAGAGGUCGUAACGCAUGGCCCUGCUCGUCGAGCUCGACUGCAUCGUGAAGUACACGAUUCCGUGCAUGUAGAUAAUCGUACUGAUAUUGAUCCGCGAAGUCAUCGUAUGGAUAAAAGUCGUCCGCAUCUUCGGUGGUAUCGUCGAUAGAUCUGAGCAAAGGGACGAGGGAUAUGCCAGCGUCUUCGGGGACAGGUUGCACCUUCUUUCUCGUCCGCCUCCGUUUGCGCGGCCGUGUGAGCGCGUAUGUGUCGUCGCUGCUGCUGUCGGUGAACAUGUCCUUAU